AAUCCCCUUCAGUAAUGUAGCUUAUAAUUUGUUUGCAUUGUAUGUCUAUGGCUGACCUGUACUUCAUCUUCAUUAAGCUCCAAUAAUGUCCUAACGUCUUAAUAUUGGCUUGAUCGGUUAGGAUAUCUUAAAUCCACCAAGAAAAGUUCGGGGCGAUAUAAUGAUGCCCAUAUAGCAAUGGUUAGCGUGGUUAGCCAUUUUAGAACAAUGUAUUAAUAUUCGGGGCGUGAGUAAUAGACAACACGGAAAUAGAAUAUCCGGAUAUUACAACUCAAACAAAUGAAAAUGCAUCCUUAUUUUGGAGAACCCGGACUAACUUAAUAUUUAAAUCGUCACUGAGGGAAAAGAGACAUAGUUCAAUACACACCAACAGAUACAGAUACACAAACUUUCAACCGUCAAAUCAAAAUUUCAGAUGAAUUCGUCUCAAAGCGUUACGUAUUCUCUUGAAGAAGAGGAUUACGACGAAUUCAAGAAAAAUGCAAUACCUAGCAUGGCUUAUCUGAUAGUUUGUUGUAUCGUCGGGACGGUUGGUAAUACACACGUGUUUCUGGUGUAUUUGCUGCGAUUCAAAACAAGCGUACAUCAAAUAUUUGUUUUGUGUUUAGCUGGCGUAGAUUUCGUUGGAUGUACCUUUUGUAUCCCAGCAACACUAUACUUCAUCAGACAUCCAAAAACAAUAAAUCUUUGCCGUACUGCAAGGUGUACCGCGCCAUCAUGUACUCGGUAGGAACAUACUCUUUGUUGAUUCUGGCCUGGAUAGCUGUUGAACGUUAUCGGCAGGUAUGUCACGCCACUCGUCACCAAUUCACUACACGGAUAACACGUAUUGUGUGUGCAGUUACCUUUGUUUUUAUAUUAGUCAUGGUUGUAAUUCCUGUGACUAUUAUUUACGGCAUCAACCGGAAAACAACUCAGGCGCAUUCGUUGCUUGGCUUUGAGUGUGAUGUGUUAGAUCAUUUCAAGGGUUCAACGCUUACGAAAACAUACAUGGGAUCUGUUUUCACCAUUUACGUUUCCGUUGUAAUCAUAUCAGCUGUGAUGUAUAUUUUGAUCAGGAAGAAGAUAUAUGCUCAUCAGAACAAUCUCAGAAAUAAUGGUAUUGCUAUAUCAGCAAUAACAACGUUCUGCGGGCAGGAAUCUAAUCAAACAGGAAGCAAAUCAAUUUUCCCCAAAAAUGGCCGCAAUCAAGACAACAGAUCUCAGGAGAAUGACAUGUCCGGUGACAUUGAGACCUCGGCCACGGCGGCAAGUUGUGUUUCUGAUGUUGAUGUUCUUCGAGAGCUUCGAGAGAGUUGUGUGAUGCCGACAGUUCCACAAGACACUGUCAUGAAGGGCAAUGACACCAAAAUUCGUCAUAGUAACCAACAACAACAAUCGAGAGUUACAGGAAUUAACCAUAUUAACACACUAACACGUAAUGACCAUAAGAGACAAAGGCAACUGGACAGAAGCAGGACUAUUACUUUGGUUUUCCUUGUCGUUUCGAUAAUAUCUUUUGGAGUUUAUCUCCCCUACCUCGUUCUUACUCUGUUCUGGCAUUUCAAUUCAUCACUAUACAAUAAUUUUGUGAACAAUUAUGGAUCCCUGGAGAACAUCAUUUGUAAUUUAUUUUUCCUUAACAACGUCAUCAAUCCCUUCAUAUAUGGUUUUAUGGACAAAAAAUUGCGAACCGAACUUUCAAAGAUCUACGUUAACAUGAAGCAUUACUGUGAUGUUCUUUUUAUACAUAGCCAGUAGUCAUAGCUUAAGGAUCCAUGUACCACUGCCAAAAGCUGUAGCUACAUAUAGGCAACUAUUUAUCUGGCAUGAUUAUAGCAUUGAUAAGUCAUUUGGGCAAAGAAAGCCAUCCCUUGCAGAAUUUUCUAUGAAAAAUAAUAAUGAUAACUUCAGCAAAAACUAAUAAGGAAUGUAAACUAAUCAGCAGAAGUAUUUUGGUCCAGCUGUGCUGCUGUUUUAUUUUCGAAACGAAAUAAAGGGGAAGCUGUAUACUGGUAUGAGAAAACCCAUAGUGUAAUGGGACUGGGAUGCUUAAAAGCAAAAAAAUAAAUUUGAUGAUUUCGUCAAUGGAUGUUACGAAUUUUUAUGGAAGAGGAAGUUACGAUGAAGUAAGGAAAACAUGGAUUCCAAAAGCGCUUAUGCUGUAUUGAUCAGUCGUAUUUUUCAUAGAUGUGCUUUUAGUAGUCCAGCGAUAUAGUUCAAGUUCAAGUUCUUUAUUAAUUUAAGUCGGUUGACUUAUCAGUCAUAACAUAUAUACAAAACAAUACA
Mizuhopecten yessoensis (Yesso scallop) is the source of this 2268-nucleotide messenger RNA. RefSeq lists its product as uncharacterized. The record is from RefSeq and is a predicted model, not a curated record. Gene Ontology annotation, molecular function: peptide binding; G protein-coupled peptide receptor activity. Gene Ontology annotation, biological process: neuropeptide signaling pathway. NCBI's taxonomy places the organism in Eukaryota, Metazoa, Mollusca, Bivalvia, Pectinida, Pectinidae. Bases 628 to 1740 code for a protein of 370 amino acids. The transcript is spliced from 2 exons. Gene Ontology annotation, cellular component: membrane.